CCGCCCGGGCCUGGCUCAAGGUGCGUGACCAGUACCCGGGCAAUAUGAUGGGCUCAAGCGUUGCGAUUGAUGGAGACACAAUUGCGGUUGGCGCACUGGGGCAGGAUAAUAUCAACUCGAACACAGAUAGCCACGGCGCUGUGCACGUCUUUGCCCGCGACGUUCCCGGUGAUCCAAACUCUGGGUGGACGCAGAUUGAGAAGCUCAGAGGCGAGCAUGAUUUGCCAAACGGCAAUUUGAACGGCCGUUCAAACGUCGCCUUGAAACUCGGUGCAUCUGUUGAUAUUUAUGGCGACGUCAUCAUCGCCGGUGGCGUCAUGCAAUCCGCCGACUUCGUCGGCGCCGCGUAUAUUUUCACCCGCGAUCAAUCCGGCGAGCCCUCAUCGACAUGGACGCAGCGCGACAGGAUAGUCACCGGCGAGGUGCAAGAAAACUUUGGUGCGCGCGGCGUUGUUGUGCACGGAGACCUCGCGAUGAUUGCGAGUGGUGGAGGCCGCGCCUACGGUGAUAAUCCCCCAAACAAGGUUCGCGUAUACAGGCUGCCUUGCCCGGAGCUUGACAUCACCGAUCCCAACACGUGCAGCUGCGAGGAGCUCAUGCUGCUAAACGGUUUCCAGAUUGCGGACGAGUCUUCCUCGCCUUCUUCGGGUUGCUACGGACCGGCGCCGACGUAUUUGCUGCCCCCUCCCCCGGCGGCGGCGCCCUCGAUGCGAUUCAUCGUCACCCACCCCUCGACAAGCGAUUCUGAAUGGUACGGCGACUGCGCGUGUAUCUGCAACAAACAGAAAUAUGGGGAUAUCAACGUCGAAGGCGACGUAAGCGGCAAGGGUAUUUCAUUUCAGGUGUGCACGGAACAGGGACCAGAAAAGUGCCGCGAACUGGCAUCGACGCACCAAGCUUUCGACAACUGCACCGACGCGGGCGGAAAACCACAAAACUUCACCACCGAUUGGGAUUACAACUCUAACUACACUGGGGGCAUCUGGUCACCGCCGCCGCCGCCCUUUACUGCUCCGCCGCCGACGACGACGAUGCCGCCGCCGACGACGACGAUGCCGCCGCCGACGACGACGAUGCCGCCGCCGAGCGGAAAUACCACAGCUCUCGGAGACUGCGAAUGCAUGUGCAACGAUGCCUCGUGGAGUCCUCAAACGUGGAUCAACAAGGUGGAUUGUCCGUCUGGGCAGGUCUGCCCAGCCAGUGAAGAUAUGUGCUCGAAUCAAAGUCUGAGUGAGUGUCAGGCGAUGAACAUGAACAACCAGUAUUGCUCGUCUGACGGAGUCGUGUCCACGGUGUGGACUUACGUGGAGGCGUAUGAUUCGAUGCCGCCGCCGACGACGACGAUGCCGCCGCCGAUGACGACGAUGCCGCCGCCGACGGCCUCCACUGCUCCGCCGCCGCCGCCCUCUACUGCUCCAGCCGGCGACGGUGGUCACUACGGAGGGUCCGAAUACGAUGGUCACUACGGAGGGUCCGAAUACGGCCCUUAGACGUUUGGCAGAUAGACAUGAUAGCUUCAGCGUAUUUUGUAGGGAUGUGUUUUUGUACAUUGAAGAGCUACGAUCC
Micromonas commoda is the source of this 1566-nucleotide messenger RNA. RefSeq lists its product with no specific name. NCBI's taxonomy places the organism in Eukaryota, Viridiplantae, Chlorophyta, Mamiellophyceae, Mamiellales, Mamiellaceae. The record is from RefSeq and is a predicted model, not a curated record. Bases 45 to 1490 code for a protein of 481 amino acids. The transcript has a single exon.